Schistosoma rodhaini is the source of this 3308-nucleotide messenger RNA. The record is from the annotation of a GenBank genome assembly. Lineage: Eukaryota; Metazoa; Platyhelminthes; Trematoda; Strigeidida; Schistosomatidae.
GUAAAAGUGGAUGGUUCGGAGAUAAGUUUUCCGUUCGUGGUAACCGCAAACCUGUCGAGACCAAUAUUAGGAGCAGAUUUCCUAAGAGAAGUAAAAGCCAUAGUUGACCUAAGAAGCGGUAAGGUGGUCACGAAGUACGGUUCAUUCUCAAUACAUGAAAGUAGUGAGGUGGCUGAGGUUAGAGUGGCAACAGCCGUUGUGACGAAGAAACCAAACAUAACCGAGUUGUGCAAAAAGUAUGCGAAACUGUUUACUGGAGAAGGAGAACCGUACGGAUUUUGCGACAAAGUAAAGCACGAAAUCCCGAUAAAGAACAAUGAAGGAAGUAUAUUCACAACACGUCGUAUCCCUGUGCACUUAGAGGCUGAAGUAAAUCGACAGGUCCAAGAGAUGCUGAAAGAAGGAAUAAUUGAGGAGGCGGACAGCCCGUAUAGCUCACCGGUACUCUUGGUAAAGAAACCGAAUGGGAAAUAUAGAUUUUGUGUUGAUUUUAGAGAACUGAAUAAUAUAACAGAACUAAAGCCGUGUGCAAUGCCAACAGUAGUGGAAACAUUAGAUCGGCUGCAGAAUGCCACGGUGUUUACAGUGUUGGAUUUGCGGUCAGGUUAUUGGCAGCUGCCUAUAAAAGAGAGCGAUCGAAGCAAGACAGCAUUUACCAUACGUGAUAAACAAUAUCAAUUUAGACGAAUGCCGUUCGGAUUGGCGGGCGCACCUUUUACGUUCAGAAGAUUAAUGUCGCUACUGCUCAGGGAUCUAGAUAACGUCGAAGUGUAUGGCGACGAUGUAGUCGUAUACAGCCAGACAGAAACAGAUCAUGUCAAGCAUGUGGAAGCGGUCCUAAAGCGAAUUGAAGAAUUCGGACUUCGAAUUAAUAAGGACAAGUCACAGAUGGCGAAAAGUAGCAUCACGUUGUUGGGGCAUAAAGUGGGAAAUGGAGAAAUAAAACCACUGCUGGAGAAAAUUCUGACUAUAAAGAACGUUGCAGUACCGAAUUCGAAAAGGAAAUUGAGACAGUUCCUGGGAAGGGCGGCGUUCUACAGUCGGUUCAUCAAGAAUUUCAACGAAAUAGCAGCACCCCUUUAUAAGUUGUUGAGUAACACUAAAUUUUCGUGGACUGAAACCGCCCAACAAACGUUUAAUCAAAUCAAAAACAUGCUGGACGACCGCCAGAUGACGCUCAGACUGCCCGAACUGGAGAAACCGUUUACAGUGACAACAGACGCAAGUGACCAUGGUAUAGGUGCCGUUUUAAGUCAGUCUGAUAGAGUAGUGGAAUACGCAAGUCGCGUUCUCACGCCUGCGGAACAGAAGUAUUCAACGAUCGAAAAGGAGUGUUUAGCGAUUGUGUGGGCAGUAGACAAGUGGAGACCAUAUCUGUUAGGUAAACGAUUUCACAUCGAGACUGACCAUAAACCUCUGCAGUGGCUGCAAACAGCACGAGACCCACGUGGGAAGUUGGCGCGAUGGAUGAUACGUCUGCAGGAGUAUGACUUCAGUAUCGGGCAUGUUCCAGGGAAGGAAAAUGUGAUGGCGGACUAUCUGUCAAGAACAGACAUGGAAGCCGAGCUUCCAUUGACAGCAUACGCAGUGAACAGUAUAGAGGGAGACCCACUAGAACUCGUCCGGCAACAGAAAUCUGAUCCUAAACUGCGAGAGGUAAUCAGAGUGAUAAGAGAGGGGGCAGAUUUUGACAAACGAGCAAUGGACAAGGAGGCAAUAAUGUUGCUUCGGCAAAAGGAAAGACUGAAAGUGAACACAUAUGGAGCUCUGAUCUGGCAGGAUGAUGACAAAAAUUGGGUGGCUGUGAUCCCGAAAUACUGGCGGCGUAAGAUGAUACACGAAUGCCAUCAGGUAGCGCACACUGGUAUCGCAAGAACGACAGAUUUACUACGGCAAAGUGCAUACUGGCCAGGCAUGAGAGACGAUGUGGCCCAAUAUGUGUUGACGUGCCAGCAGUGCCAAUUAAUGAAAAGCGAUAGAUACAUGCAACCGCCAUUGCAGUCGGUCCCAGUAACCGCAGUUGGUGAUCUAUGGUCGGUAGAUGUGAUGGGACCAUUUCCACAGACGGAUAGCGGCAACCGAUACUUACUAGUUAUGACGGAACAUGCUACACGAUGGGUCGACGCUGUACCGAUUGCCGACCAGCGGGCGAAAACAGUGACCGAAGUAAUAAUCCGGCACAUUGUAGCAGGUCAUGGAGUACCGAAGAUGAUACUAACCGACCAGGGUCCCUGUUUUGAAAGUGACGAGUUUAAGGCCCGUUUGAAGCAGUUCGGUAUCAAGAGGAUACGAACUACACCGUAUCACCCUCAGACGAAUGGGCUUACGGAAAGAAACAACCGGACAUUAAAGGAAUGGUUAGCAUCUAAAGGAGGGAAUUGGGAGAAAGAGUUACCACUAAUUUUGCUGGCGCAUCGUGCCUCCAUCCAAGGAACAACUAAGAAAUCACCUUUCCUACUUAUGUAUGGUAGACAGCCACGACUUCCGAUGCAUAAUAUGACGUGGCCACAGCAGCAGAAGUGGACGGCAACAAGAUUAAGGAAAGAGAGGACGGAGGCAAUAAAGAACGUGAAAAAGAAACAAAUAUCAGACACCAAGAAGGUGGAACAGCAGAGAAGAGCAUGGAAGCCUUUUAGAGUGGGGGACCUGGUAAAGUGUAGAGAACGGAGAGCUAACACUGAAGGGGGACCAGGGUCAGGAAAGCUGACCCCGAAAUGGGAGGGACCGUACAUUAUCACGGAGAGACGCGGCCCAGUUUACACGAUCCGGAGAGAAGACAAGCAGAAGCGUGUAAAUGCCAGUCAACUACAGAGAUGGUUUCAGGAACAUCAUGAGCACGAGUCACGAACAGCACCAAAGGAGACAAUGGUACGGCGAUCAGAAAGAUUGCGAGAACAGCUUAUUAAAAGGGGGGACGAGUGUGGUGUGAGCUACUGAUAUCGAUAUAAGUAGUAUAUAUGGUGAGUAAGGAAUAGAAUAUCUGACAGCAGAAGAUUGAGAAGAUCAAGAAGAGAAGAACAGAAAUAAAAAGCAAUUUGUGUGGAAAUCCAGGAACAAUGAAGUCUGAGGCAAUUGAAGAACAUUUUGCAAAUAGUGUAUCAUAGCAUGGUUUUUGUAUUUUACCAAGUAACGUUGUAAUUUGCGCUAAAUACAUAGUUGGUUGUCCUCACCCGUGUUCUCAUUCACAACAUAACUAAUCAUAAAAUCUAAGACGCUUAAAUUAUGUAAUAGAGAAUUGACCUAUGUAGAUAUUUGUUGGAAACGUGGAAUUAAAGAAAAAAAUAUCAUGAAAUAUUCACCUUUUACUG